UAAGACGCAGAUAAGACGCAGAUCACAAGACGCUGGUCUGGUUUUUGCGUGCAAGCUUUUGUGCUGUAGUGUUAAGUCUCGGGACAUACCACUUUCUGUUCAUUGUUUAGUUCAAAUAGGUCCUUCUACCAAUUUUCCCAAACAUGUUGAUUCCAGUAGUUGAUUUUGGAGCAUACAAAUUAGGGGAAAACGAAGUUUCAGGCGAGCAGUUAGAAAUCCUCAGCUGGCAGAUAAAAAAGGCAUUUACUGAAGUUGGAUUUGUUUACCUACAACACACUGGUAUUACACAACUGGAGGUGGACGAGGUUCUGAAAAUAUCCAAGACAUUCUUUCUGCUACCAGACGAAAUGAAAAAACCCUUCAGCAGGAAAAGCUUUGCAAAUAAUCCUAACCAUGGUUGGGUGUCUUCCGAGACUGAGAGAUUAAACCCCAAAAGACCAGGAGACCUAAAGGAAGUCUUCAACAUUUCUUCCCUUCACCCCGAUAUGAGAUGGCCGUCGGAUAUGUUCCGUGAAAUCCAGUCAUCGUUCUUCCUGCGCUGUAAAGACUUGUGUCUCCGCGUGCUUCGAGUGAUGGCCCACAGUCUGGGCCUGGAACCUGAGGUGUUCCUGAAUGCACACAGGCUAAUUGGUUCCGAUGAGAACGGCAGUACCCUACGGUCCCUGUAUUACCCCGAGGUGAGGAGCGACAGAGUGAAGGAGGGCCAGCUGCGCUGUGGGGAGCACUCGGACUAUGGAAGCAUCACCCUGGUCUUCCAGAGCCAAGAAGGUGGUCUGCAGGUGCGGACCAGGUCAGGGGAAUUUGUCAAUGCUCCAAGCAUCCCUGGGACCGUAUUGGUCAACAUAGCUGACCUGAUGCAGAGGUGGACCAGUGACGUUCUUCUCUCAGCGGUCCAUAGGGUUUUGCUGCCCCCUGCUGGAGACUCAAGCACACGGCAGUCCAUGGUUUUCUUUGUGCAGCCGGACGAUGAGGCCCUCAUCACUUGUUGUGAUGGUUCCAACAAAUACCCCCCGGUGAAGUCAGGGGCCUAUCUCAUGGAACGCUUCAGUGACUCCUAUGGGAGGGAGUGAACAUUUCCCAUGCCUAACAUAUGCCUUGAUGUACAUCUUAGUCUUGGUGACUUUUAAAUAUAUUUUAAACCGACUCCUAAAUUUAAUACACGCAGGCUUGCUUCAAUGUAAUUUAAAAUAACCACUAAUUAGAGAAAAGGAGAGUAUGGGGACACACCUCAUCUGUACUGAUAACCAGAGAUGGGCAGUAUUUCAAUUGACCUGCGUGAAGUUGGCCCCCCACCCAACGCAAAUCUUCGGCAAAAUAGGCUCAAUCGCCUUUUAUGACUCAGA
Molecule: messenger RNA, 1343 nt
Organism: Esox lucius (northern pike)
Lineage: Eukaryota; Metazoa; Chordata; Actinopteri; Esociformes; Esocidae
Product: isopenicillin N synthase family oxygenase
Exons: 7
Coding region: 144-1070 (308 amino acids)
Molecular function (GO): dioxygenase activity
Source: RefSeq, a predicted model, not a curated record